AGAAAAAAUGAUUGGUAAAACUCACAAGUGCUUUAUUAACCACUCAUUUUUCUCUGCAAUGGCUAUUCAAAAUAAUGAAUUCAAUUAUUUAGAAGUGAUGAAAGGUUUAGUGUUACUCAUGUGCAGGGGCGGACUGACAACUCAUGGGGCCCCCGGGCAAUAAGGGAUCAUGGGGCCCCUGUGUCCUCGCCCACACUUAAACCGCACCCAAAAAAAAGCCUAUGAAAGGUACCAGGGCAUCUCAUGGGGCCCCCUACUGACUCUGGGCCCUCGGGCAGUGCCUGAGUGCCCAAAUG
Messenger RNA from Staurois parvus, 296 nucleotides. The record is from the annotation of a GenBank genome assembly. NCBI's taxonomy places the organism in Eukaryota, Metazoa, Chordata, Amphibia, Anura, Ranidae.